CCCGGCAUGCCUAGCGCCCUUCCCGGCGCUCCUCAAGAUGGCGGCCGACAGUGAGCCCGAGUCCGAGGUUUUUGAGAUCACAGACUUCACCACUGCCUCGGAAUGGGAAAGGUUUAUUUCCAAAGUUGAAGAAGUCUUAAAUGACUGGAAACUGAUUGGAAACUCUUUGGGAAAGCCACUUGAAAAGGGUGUAUUUACUUCUGGCACAUGGGAAGAGAAAUCAGAUGAAAUUUCCUUUGCUGAUUUCAAGUUCUCAGUCACCCAUCAUUAUCUUGUACAAGACUCCACUGAUAAAGAAGGAAAGGAUGAAGUAUUGGAAGAUGUUAUUCCACAGUCUAUGCAGGAUCUGUUGUGUAUGAAUAAUGAUUUUCCUCCGAGAGCACAUUGCCUGGUAAGAUGGUAUGGAUUGCGGGAGUUUGUGGUGAUUGCCCCUGCUGCAAACCAUGAUGCAGUUCUCAGUGAAUCUAAGUGCAAUCUUCUUCUGAGUUCUGUGUCUAUUGCUUUGGGAAACACUGGCUGCCAGGUGCCACUCUUUGUGCAGAUUCAUCACAAAUGGCGAAGAAUGUAUGUAGGUGAAUGUCAGGGUCAUGGUGUCCGAACUGAUUUUGAAAUGGUUCAUCUUCGGAAAGUGCCAAAUCAGUACACUCAUUUAUCAGGACUGCUGGAUAUCUUCAAAUCAAAGAUUGGAUGUCCUUUAACUCCUUUGCCUCCAGUUAGUAUUGCUAUUCGCUUUACCUAUGUACUUCAGGAUUGGCAGCAGUACUUUUGGCCUCAGCAACCUCCAGAUAUAGAUGCCCUUGUAGGAGGAGAAGUUGGAGGCCUGGAGUUUGGCAAGCUACCAUUUGGUGCCUGUGAAGAUCCUAUAAGUGAACUCCAUUUAGCAACUACAUGGCCUCACCUGACUGAAGGUAUCAUUGUGGAUAAUGAUGUUUAUUCUGAUUUGGAUCCUAUUCAGGCUCCCCAUUGGUCUGUUAGAGUUCGAAAAGCUGAUAAUCCUCAGUGUUUGCUAGGUGAUUUUGUCACUGAAUUUUUUAAAAUUUGCCGUCGAAAAGAGUCAACUGAUGAGAUUCUUGGACGAUCCACAUUUGAGGAAGAAGGGAGAGAAAUUGCUGAUAUAACUCAUGCUUUGUCAAAAUUGACAGAACCAGCACCAGUUCCAAUUCAUAAAUUAUCAGUUUCAAACAUGGUACAUACUGCAAAGAAGAAAAUACGAAAACACAGAGGUGUAGAAGAAUCACCACUGAAUAAUGAUGUCCUCAAUACUAUUCUCUUGUUCUUAUUUCCCGAUGCUGCUUCUGAGAAACCAUUAGAUGGAAGUUCUUCAACAGACAAUAAUAAUCCUCUUUCAGAGAGUGAAGAAUAUAAUCUUUAUAAUCAGUUCAAAUCUGCACCAUCUGACAGUUUAACAUACAAAUUGGCUUUGUGUCUAUGUAUGAUCAAUUUCUACCAUGGAGGAUUGAAGGGAGUGGCACACCUCUGGCAGGAAUUUGUUCUUGAAAUGCGUUUCAGAUGGGAAAACAACUUUCUGAUUCCAGGAUUAGCAAGUGGACCCCCAGACCUAAGAUGUUGUUUACUACAUCAGAAACUACAGAUGUUAAAUUGUUGUAUUGAAAGAAAGAAGGCCCGUGAUGAGGGGAGAAAGACAAAUACUUCAGAUAUGUAUCCAGGGGAUGCUGGAAAAGCUGGAGACCAGCUAGGGCCAGAUAAUCUAAAAGAUACUGAUAAGGAAAAGGGAGAGGUUGGAAAGUCUUGGGAUUCUUGGAGUGACAGUGAAGAAGAAUUUUUUGAAUGCCUAAGUGAUACUGAAGAACUUAAAGGAAAUGGACAAGAGAGUGGCAAAAAAGGAGGACCUAAGGAGACGGCAAGUUUAAAACCGGAAGGACGACUACAUCAGCAUGGAAAACUCACACUGCUACAUAAUGGAGAGCCGCUCUACAUUCCAGUGACCCAGGAACCAGCACCUAUGACAGAAGAUCUGCUAGAGGAGCAGUCGGAGGUUCUGGCUAAAUUAGGAACAUCAGCAGAAGGGGCUCACCUCCGAGCACGCAUGCAGAGUGCCUGUCUGCUCUCAGAUAUGGAGUCUUUUAAGGCAGCAAAUCCAGGUUGUUUUCUGGAAGAUUUUGUGAGGUGGUACUCACCCCGGGAUUACAUUGAAGAGGAAGUCAUUGAUGAAAAGGGCAACAUGGUUCUGAAAGGAGAAUUGAGUGCCCGAAUGAAGAUUCCAAGCAAUAUGUGGGUCGAAGCCUGGGAAACAGCUAAGCCAAUUCCUGCUAGAAGGCAGAGGAGACUUUUCGAUGAUACACGGGAAGCAGAAAAGGUGCUGCACUAUCUGGCAGUACAGAAACCUGCAGACCUUGCUCGGCACCUGUUACCUUGUGUAAUUCAUGCAGCUGUACUCAAGGUAAAGGAAGAAGAAAAUCUGGAAAACAUUUCUUCAGUCAAGAAGAUUAUAAAGCAGAUAAUAACUCAUUCCAGUAAAGUUUUGCACUUCCCCAAUCCAGAAGAUAAGAAAUUGGAAGAAAUCAUCCAUCAAAUUACUAAUGUAGAAGCUAUAAUUGCCAGAGCCCGCUCACUGAAAGCCAAGUUUGGAACUGAGAAAUGUGAACAAGAGGAGGAAAAGGAAGACCUUGAAAGGUUUGUGAGUUGCCUUUUGGAGCAGCCUGAAGUGUUAGUUGUGGGCGCAGGAAGAGGACAUGCUGGCAAAAUCAUUCACAAGCUGUUUGUGAAUGCUCAGAGGGCUGCAGCCCUGGCUCCACCGGAGGAGGAACUGAAGAGAAUGAGCUCUCCAGAAGAGAGAAGGCAGAACUCGGUGUCAGACUUCCCACCUCCUGCUGGCCGGGAACUCAUUUUGCGCACUACUGUGCCACGCCCAGCCCCGUACUCCCGAGCUCUGCCUCAGCGCAUGUAUAGUGUUCUCACCAAAGAGGAUUUCAGACUUGCAGGUGCUUUUUCAUCAGAUACCUCCUUCUUCUAAUUCUUCUGGAGCCACCUUAUUUAUGGCUUCAGAGACUGUGCUGAUCCCUUCUGUGGGAAGAGUUUGUGCCAGUCAAAAUUUGAGAGACCCUGAAGAGGACCUGUCCAGUCCAUGAUCAGGAAUCAUACCAGCAUCUGAAAGACCGUCCAGCGUCAUGCUUGGGCUGUGUUGUAUCUUGAUUUGGGCAGAGAGAAUGGGCCUGAGCUUUGGAAAGAUUUGUUCCCCAAAGAGAUGGACCUUGUUUGAACAGGGGUAGGGGUAGCGGGUAGGGGUAUGUACAGGGACCAGAAAAACAGCAGGCGCUCUCUGUACUCCAGUGGGAUUGUGCUCAUUUAUUCUUUCCUAUGACUGCCCCCUAGGCUAUCACCUUUCAUUUUUAGUCUGUGUAAACACACUUGUAUUUGUUAUAUCAAGUAUGCAAAACAAAGUAUCUGUUAAUUCAGAUUUCUGGAUAUUUUGGUGGUAGCUUUUUUUCCUCAGAAUCUGUGUUUUUGAAAUACUAAAUGAAAUUCUGUUUAUUCAGUCAUCUAGUGGCUAUCCUUAUUGUAUUAACUUUUGAUGAGCAUUUUGAAUGUUCUAGGAGAAAGCCUAGAAUUUCACAUAAUUUGUGUUUUUCCGUGUAACUGUGACCUAAAUGUAUUCCUUCUGAUAAAACUAUAUAUUGAAUGUCACUGCAAAUUAGUUUUAUAUCUGUGUUAUAAGGUUUGUUUCUCUUACGUGUUUUGUUUUUGGUUGACAGUGAGAUAUUAACCUGCAGACUGUUCUCUUCUGGCAGCAUGCAUUCCUUUUUUUUUUUUUUUUUUUUUUUUGGUAAUUGCUGGCUGGAUACUAUAUUUAAUGGAGUAGAGAUGAGCACAUGCUACAAAUAUAGCUUUGGAACAUAGAGAUUAUCAUGCAGUUAGUAUAAUUUGGUGUAUAUGCUAAUGUAAUGAAUAGAAGAUUAUUUCAGUGAACUAUUUUGCUUUUGUGUUCUAGAUAAAAUGAAAAUAAUCAGUUGGGAUGUAUAUAGCACCCAGCAUAAAGAUAACAAGCAACAUAAUUUCUAGUUAUGUAGUGAUCAAGAUUUAUUAAGUCUGUGUUGCUGUAUGGCCUCUGUUCAGUAAUCUGAAAUCUAUUUUUAGGCCUAAAAUUCCCAUUUUAAUCCAAAGCAAAAAAUGGUUAUACUGAAGCAUAGACCUUGCCUAUGUAAUUUAAAGAAUUAAAUAGAGCUGUGUAAACUGUUAUAUUAUUUUUGUAAAAAAAAAAAAAAUGUGUGUGUACAUAUAUAUGUAUAUAUGCACAUAUAUAUGUAUAUAUCUAUAUAUGAAGUAGGGGAUGCCUGGGUUGGUUACCUCUCAGCCUUCACAGUGCUUUUCUCUGAGAUGCUGGACUCGAUUGCAGCUGGUAAACCAUACCGAUGCAGGCCUGAGGACUGAGCGCCAUACCAAGUAGAAAAUAUAUCUUUCAAGGACAGGGUUUGUCUGCUUUCCAAUGAGGAAGUUAAUAGUAAAGAAACAUUUUUCAAAGAGGUUGGACUUUAAAAUGGCAUUGCAAGUCUAAUAAAAAGGAAAAUCUUGCUUUC
Hyaena hyaena (striped hyena) is the source of this 4535-nucleotide messenger RNA. It is a transcript of the gene RAB3GAP1, whose product is annotated as RAB3 GTPase activating protein catalytic subunit 1. The transcript is spliced from 24 exons. Gene Ontology annotation, molecular function: GTPase activator activity. The record is from RefSeq and is a predicted model, not a curated record. Gene Ontology annotation, biological process: positive regulation of GTPase activity. Bases 38 to 2974 code for a protein of 978 amino acids. NCBI's taxonomy places the organism in Eukaryota, Metazoa, Chordata, Mammalia, Carnivora, Hyaenidae.